Fundulus heteroclitus (mummichog) is the source of this 4971-nucleotide messenger RNA. Its product is annotated as multiple epidermal growth factor-like domains protein 6. The coding region runs from base 809 to 4969 and encodes 1386 amino acids. The transcript is spliced from 27 exons. Lineage: Eukaryota; Metazoa; Chordata; Actinopteri; Cyprinodontiformes; Fundulidae. The record is from RefSeq and is a predicted model, not a curated record.
UUUUUUGUAGUAGAUAACAAGUUUUUUAUUUUUGCAUUAAUACCAUUUAUUUUCAUGCUGUUGACACCUGGCUUAGAAAAGGCCAUGGCACAUGUUAACACAGGAAGUCUGAUGGUGUCACUUGUUCUUGCAGCUUUGCCUCUGCUCCAGCAAAGGCUGUGUUAAACUUGUUAUGCUUCUCUCUGUUUAAAUCAUUGGUUUUGCAGUUAUUUCCCUGGGAAAACAAAACGUGUCUUGUUUGCAUCCAUUAAGUUCAAGGAAGCGUCUAAUUUUUAUAUCUAUUGCAUAGUCUUUCAAUGUCUUAAGUCACCUACUUACAGUGAAUGACAGCUCAUGGGUAACAUAAAUAAUUUGCUGUGAUCCACUAACAGAAACAACUAGGCUAGCUUUUGCGCGUGCUCAUGCAUAAUGAAAGUCACAGAUACAGUUACAGAACCUAAUUGCACAUCACUGUCAGCUUGAGUCCCCACCUGGGAAUCACAUUUCGUGCUCAUUUCACUUUCAGACAAACAGGCCUCUCGCUUUUAUUGGGUCUAAAGAGUUGCCGUGUAGGAUUAGCCCAAAAAAGGUCUGCUCUGAAAAUAGAGAAAAACUGUAACAUGCUUAGAUACAGGAUUAGAGAUCCAGAUAUAAAGUGUUUGUGGAAGGCUAUGUAUUUGAUAUUUGUUUCAGCUUCUGGGAUUUUUCUGCUGCUUAUGCAUCCUGGAGCUGCUUCAGGUAAGAGAAACAACCCUCAUGAAUUUGUUUUCUAAAGUGCAUUUAUCAACAUGAUGAAUGAUUUUUUUUUUACAUUCUUUCUAAUGCCACUAUGGAAGAAGUCCCAGAAGGGAGUGCAGAUCUUAUUCUCAGUGAAGAAAUAGACGUUGGCGUAUGUCCUGAAGGAACCUACUUCAACCAGCAGCUUUGUUUGGAUUGUCCUUCUGGUCAUUUCUGCCCUGGCAAUGUUUCUGCACCUAAUCGAUGUCCAGCAGGAACAUUCAACCUCUACACGGGGAAAAGCAGCAUUGGUGACUGUAAGCCCUGUUUCCCAGGCCUGAUCAGUUCAGAGGACCGAGUGGAUUGCCGGCUGUGUCCCGCAGGCUUUUCAUGUGACCCGGCCAAUGGAAGACUUUAUCCAUGCCCAGCAGGACAACAUUCACCCGAGGGAGUCCUACAGUGUCUGACCUGCCCUUUUGAUUCUGUUUGCACGUUUGGGCUCCCUUAUAAGUGUGGACCUGGAAAGGAGCCCAACGUGGAUCACACUGAAUGUAUGGACUGCUUCCCAGGUUUUUACUCUACUGUUUGCACCGCUCAGUGUCUGCAGUGUCCAGCAGGAAGUUACUGUCCAGAAAGCGGGAUGUCACAGCCGUUCCCCUGUCCUCCUGGUUGGUCCUCCACACCUGGACAGAUGUCCUGCCGUAGUUGUAAUGAAACAUCCUUGGAGUGUGGGGGGUCUGUGUCACCCCGUUGGAGCCAGUCUAUCCACAGAACUGGUCAACCCGGCACCUGUAGACCAGGAACCUACAAACCUGCAAAAGAAGAUGGAACUUGUAUUGUCUGUCCAAACGGUUAUUAUUGUGUGGGAGGUUUGGCAGUACCCUGUCCAGCUGGGACUUACGGCCCCAAGGAAGGUCUGCAGAGACUGAAGGACUGCGCAAUCUGCCCUGCUGGGUUUUACUGUCUGGAAGGGAGCUCACAGAGACCUACCUCCCAGUUCAUCUGCCCACAGGGCUAUUACUGUGAAGAGGGCACCGCCACCCCUCAUGGGUCACCUUGUCCUGCUGGAACAUCAGGGGAACAACUGGGUCAGACAAGUAGGGCAGCCUGCAAAAGAUGCAAAGAGGGACGCUUCUGUCCUGCAGGCUCUUCAGGUCCUGGUUUGCCCUGUGCUAGAGGAAGGUUCUGCCCAGCCGGCACAUUGGAGGAAGUGACCUGCCCAUCAGGCACCUUCACCCCUCAUCAAGGAGCAAUAAGUGUGAAGGAUUGCCUGAAAUGUCCAGCUGGUUUCUACUGUCCAGAGGGGACAAGUGACCAGGUGCCCUGUCCACCAGGCUCCUUCAACCCCUUAGAAGGGCAGGAUGAGGUGGACGAUUGCAGAGAAUGCUAUGCAGGAAAGGCUUGCACACAGAUAGCUCUAAGAGCUCCUGAUGUAGACUGCAUGCCCGGGUUUGUGUGUCCUCCUGGCUCAUCAAAACCCAACGCGCCAACCAAUGCCUGCCCACCGGGAACGUUUAGCAGUCGCAUCAACCUUACUGACCGCUCACAAUGUGAGCUGUGUCCAGCACAAUACGCCUGUCUAAGAGGAACAGGUGGCAUCCAAAGGCCUCCGCUCCUUUGUUUCGCUGGCCAUUACUGUCCUCCUGGAACGAUGUUUCCGACGCAGUACAAGUGUCCGGUGGGGACAUGGAGCAGUCAGAGUGGGCUGGAGGCUGAAACGGAGUGCCAGCCGUGCCCUCGAGGCUGGUACUGCCUGGCCGGGUCUGCAGCUCCAUCAGGCCGGUGCAACUCUGGACACUACUGUCCUGAAGGGACAGCAUAUGGCACCCAGUACCCUUGCCCCGCCGGCACCUACAGCAUACAAAUGGGCAACAGAUACAGAGAGGACUGCUUGAUUUGUCCCGAAGGCUCGUUCUGUCAGCUGGGAACCUCCAAACCCUCACCUUGCCCCCCCUCUUCAUUUCGCCGCCUGAAAGGAGGUCGAAGGCUGGAGGACUGCUCUCCUUGCCCUGCUGGCUAUUUCUGUCCCCACUCAGCCACUAUCAGCCCCAAAGUCUGCGGAGCUGGCAGCUACUCUGACGAGGGCUCUGCAGAGUGCUCUCCAUGCCUCCAGGGGCACUACUGCAGUAAUGAGACCACCAGCGAGGAGGCCAUGCUGAGUGUCAUGGUGUGCCCACCUGGUUUCCUCUGCUCGCAAGGUUUGGCCAGGGAACCUCAGAGAUCAGCCACGCUCUGCCCUCGAGGUUUCUACUGCCCCGGGGGAGGCAUUGACCCCAACCCUGUCCCGUGCCCUAAUGGGACGUACAGUGCAUCUCCUGGUCUGCGUGAUGUGUCCCAGUGUGUCCAGUGUCCCGAGGGGAAGUAUUGUUACACCCGGCAGCCUCAGGAGCAGCCGAUCACCGGGCCUACUGAGCCGUGUCCUGACGGGCACCAUUGCCCUCCGGGUACCGGCUACCCCUACACGCAUCCCUGUCAAGUUGGCAGUUUCAGGAACAACAAGCUUGGUCACACUGGAGAGGCCUGCAUUUCAUGCCCGUCUGGGCAUUUCUGCAACAAACUGGGAACCGAUCGGCCUUUACUCUGCCCUGAGGGGUUUUACUGUCCAGACGGCACUUCUGCUCCCAAGCCUUGUCCUGAGGGAACUUACAGCUCGCGCUCUGCUCUCAGCGAGCUCUCAGAGUGCACCUCUUGUGGCGGCGGCCAGUUUUGCACCGGGGUUGGACUGACAGAGCCUUCUGGAAGCUGCAAAGAGCGUUUCUACUGCAGAGUGGGAGCCAAGUCUGCAACUCCAGUUGAUGGACCAACGGGAGGUUUAUGCCCCCCUGGGGGUUACUGUCCUCAGGCUUCAACCUCUCCCCUCCCCUGUCCGUCUGGCACUUUCAGCAACAGCACUGGCCUCAGCAGCCCUGAGGAGUGUGUUAGCUGUCCGCCUGGUUUUUAUUGCUUAGGUUCCAACAAUACCUCGCCUUCAGGACCUUGUUUUCCUGGUUUCUACUGUACCGUGGGAUCUUCUUCACCGGUCCAGAAUCAAGUAGAAGAAGGUUUUUAUUCCCUGGAGGGGGCAGCCAGGCCAGAGUCAUGUCCUCUAGGCACUUUUCAGCCGCGUCGAGGUGCAGGUUCAUGUGUGGCGUGUCAGGAAGGCAGGGUGUGCAAUCGAACAGGCUUGGCCCAGCCACCAGUCUGCCCCACAGGACAUUACUGUCCUCCUGGUUCCUCUGCUCCACGGCCCUGCCCUUCAGGCACUUACUCUGAUCAGCUAAGUGGCGGGGAUGUGAAGCACUGUCGACCGUGUGAGGCAGGUUCGUUCUGUAGCAGAGCUGGCCUCGCCGCACCUCAAGGUCUCUGUGACCCGGGUCACUACUGCACCUCUGGAGCCACCACAAGCGCCCCUGUAGCUGUGGCCACUGGAGGCGUGUGUCCUGCAGGCCACUUCUGUCUGCGAGGGACCAAGUUCCCACGGCAGCACCCCUGUCCUGCAGGGACCUGGAGCAGCUCCGUAGGAGGCCAGAACCCGUCCUCCUGUUGGGGCUGCCCACCUGGAUUCUACUGCAACAGCACCGGACUCAGCCAGCCUUCGGGAAUAUGUGACACGGGUUAUUACUGUUCAGGUGGGGCAAUGUUGUCAAAACCCUCUGAUGGAAUAACAGGCGACAUUUGUCCAGCUGGACACUAUUGUCCCCCAGGGUCAGCUUUUCCAAUCCUUUGCCCUGAUGGGACAUACUCAAACAGCACAGGGGCAGAGGUGUGUGAUGAAUGUCCCUCUGGGACGUACUGUCUGUCCGGAGAGGGCGUCCAGCCCUGUCCAGCGGGUCACUACUGUCUUGGUGGGGGAGUGGAGGGCAUCUUGCCCUGCCCCCCUGGCACAUACAGCUCUCGGUUUGGUCUACGUCAAGUGGAGCAGUGCCUCAUUUGUCCAGCAGGUCUCUACUGUGAUGACUGGGGCCUGUUUGAGCCUACUGGACUCUGUCAGUCUGGAUACUACUGCAUAGCAGGUGUGAACUUUGACAACCCUGAUGGGAACUUCAGCACGGGAAUCGGAGGAGCAUGUCCGCAGGGGAGCUACUGUCCUGAGGGCACCAGUCUCCCUCUGCCCUGUCCGCCUGGGACUUACUCCGACAGGCUUUAUCUGACAGAAGCCGCUGGCUGCAGUCCAUGUCCAGCGGGUCAAUACUGUGGCACCGCAGGACUCAGCAGUCCAUCUGGUCUGUGUCAGGCAGGAUCCUACUGUCCAGGUGGAGACACGGCAAGAACAGGUAGGAAGCAGGAAUACUGAUG